Porites evermanni is the source of this 942-nucleotide messenger RNA. NCBI's taxonomy places the organism in Eukaryota, Metazoa, Cnidaria, Anthozoa, Scleractinia, Poritidae. The record is from the annotation of a GenBank genome assembly.
AUGCAUGCAGACUCCGCUCUUCCAGAAACGCACCUGUCUGUUUUCGUAUGUUUGGCUUUGUUGGGGGUUGCCAUCGUGUUUGCAAACGCUGUUGUCAUAUUCCUCUACAGAAGGAAAGAAUAUCUUAAAACUAAAACAAACCUAUGCCUUGCGUGUUUGGCAAUGUCCGACUUUUUGGCGGGAAGUGUCGCGGUUCCCUUGGUGAUAGUAUGCAAUAAGGCAGAUGCUGGCAUUUUCAAGAUAAAGAUAUGUAUAGUUAUGGACCUGUCGUCCAGAUUUAUUUCCAUUUCGACAGUGCUGCACUUACUGUUAGUUACUAUAGAGAGGUAUUUCAUGAUAAUCCACGCUAUGCAUUAUCCAUUUAUUGUGACAAAAUCCCGGUUGAUCUUCGUCCUCGUUUUUGUGUGGUGUUUUUCGCUUGGAGCAUCGCUCAUCCAGCUCACUUGGAUUUCCCUCAAUGGACAAGAUACCGACGAAGUUUACCGAAAAGAUACCAUCUACAGUCUGUCGAUCUUCUUCGGAGUGGUAUUAUCAAGUCUUUUGAUCAUGGCAGUAGCGUUAACACGUAUUUUUCGUGUUCUACGAAGGCAGCUUCAAAGCAUAAAGAGAGCGCAUACUUACAAAAGUAGAGCCUAUCGAAAAAUGCCUAUUCCGUUGGAGGGCAAGGCAGUUAUUGUCUUUGGAUCGAUGAUCUUAACUUUUAUCGCCUGCUGGUUUUCCUAUUAUUUUGACGGGCUGAUGCGGGAUUUAAAUCUCCCAAGUCUUUAUGUACCAGGCUGGGUAAGUGUGAUGCUCAUGUUCUUGAGGUUUGCCUCCUCUGUGGUAAACCCCAUCCUAUAUACUUUCUUCAAAGAGGAUUUCAGAAGAGCUCUGCUCUCCUCGUUUGGUAGUUAUCAACGCCGCUCAACACGCCUGACAACCGCUAAUACCACACCAGUUUAA